AUGGAAACAAUACAGGCUCUUCGUGACCAUGUUCAAUUGUCGAAUAAAUUUGAAAAGCUCACCGAAUUCCUACGAAUUUUGGACACAGCUGAGACACAUUUGAAAGAUGUGUUAAGUAGAGAUAAAAUUACAAAAGCUAACUGUGUAGAUAUCGAAGGCAUCGACGGAGUUGGAAAAACCACACUGGCCAAUGCACUUGCAGGCUCCAACCUCAUAUCUGGCUCUAUAUUAUCUGUUUCCGCCGAACUAAAAUUAUUUCGACCAUACUUCGAUGAACAGAAUGAAUCAACCAAACGGCAUUUCUUUCAUUUGUGGGAUAUUGAGGUUUCUAGUAAACUCAAUAAAGCUUCCGAUGAAACUAUCAUUAUUCUCGAUCGAUAUUGGCCUACAACAGCUGCUUAUAGUUUAGCUAAUCGAAGUGCAAACUUAACGUCUAAUGAAGAAAUAAGCUGGCCUCAGUAUCUUGUACAACCAUCUCAUAUAUUUUAUCUUCAUUUAAACGAGGAAGAACGAUGCCGACGUAUCGAUCAGCGUCAAACGAAAACACCAGUUAAUGAUGAAGAAAGAAGGAUUGCAUCUGAUUUGCAGUUUCGGUCGCGACUGGAUCAAAUUUAUCGAAGUAUACCAGGUAUCUAUCCAAUUGAUAGUAACCAGUCGAUUGACAAAAUUGUAGGAAUAGUGAUCGAACGUAUUCGAAAUGAUAAAACUGUCAAGUCAAUUUAUGUAGCAGUCUAUCUUCGGAUCGAAUCAUUGGCAUGUAUGAAACGUUUUCUUAAGACUCGGCAGCAAGAUGCAGAAGAAACGGAGGAAAUAGAUUAUCUCAAUGAUAUUCACGGUAGUGAUUGA
Messenger RNA from Adineta ricciae, 846 nucleotides. The record is from the annotation of a GenBank genome assembly. NCBI's taxonomy places the organism in Eukaryota, Metazoa, Rotifera, Eurotatoria, Adinetida, Adinetidae.